Molecule: messenger RNA, 2616 nt
Organism: Labrus bergylta (ballan wrasse)
Lineage: Eukaryota; Metazoa; Chordata; Actinopteri; Labriformes; Labridae
Product: pituitary adenylate cyclase-activating polypeptide type I receptor
Biological process (GO): cell surface receptor signaling pathway; adenylate cyclase-modulating G protein-coupled receptor signaling pathway
Cellular component (GO): plasma membrane
Molecular function (GO): peptide hormone binding; G protein-coupled peptide receptor activity
Source: RefSeq, a predicted model, not a curated record
CAUGGAGGACGCGGGAUUCAUCUAUUUUAGGCUGACAGAGUGAAUUCUCACACCGGGGCUUUUGAAGAAGAAAAAAAAAGUCACUGUUUGAAGAGACUCGGAGCAACAAAUAACCUGGAUUUACACCAUCUUCUUUAUCCUCUGAUGUCAAAUAUAAAGAAGACAGAUAAUAACAUGGAAAUGUGUUGCAAGAGGCUACCAGGACGCCAGGACAAAUUCUUACUCUUCAUCUUUUAUUUUCAUCUGUGCAGGAAUAUAGCGGAGGCGAUUCAUCCAGACUGCGCCAUCGUCUCGCAGCACCUGAGGGCUCGUGAGGUGUGCAGCCAGACGAGGAGGAGCGAGGCGCAAAACCAGACCGAGCAAAGCGGAUGUAAUACAGAGUGGGACGGCAUCGGUUGCUGGCAGAGAGCUGAUGUAGGACAUGUGGUCAACAUUUCCUGCUCUGAAGUCUUCCAGCAUUUCUCCAGCAAUCAAGGGCAUGUUUACAGAAACUGUACAGAGGGCGGCUGGUCUGAAAUGUAUCCACACUACGAGGAGGCAUGCACUUUCAGUGACGACAACGAGCCUGAGACUGAGACGAGUUACCUCUCUACAUUCAGACAGGUGUACACUGUGGGCUAUGCCACCUCACUUAUCUCUCUUAUUACAGCCAUUGUGGUAUUCACAGCCUUCAGGAAGUUUCGCUGCACUAGAAACUAUAUCCACGUCAACCUGUUCUCCUCCUUCGUCCUGAGAGCCAGCGCUGUUUUCAUCAAAGACACUGUGCUGUUUGCUGAUGAGAAUCUGGACCACUGCUCAGUGUCCACGGCAGUGUGCAAGUCUGCUGUGGCUUUCUUCCAAUUCAGCAUUCUGGCCAAUUACUUCUGGCUGCUGGUGGAGGGCAUGUAUCUGCAGACGCUACUGGCCCUGACCUUCGUCUCUCAGAGGAAAUACUUCUGGUGGUACAUCCUGAUUGGAUGGGGACUCCCGUCAACAGUUCUUAUACUCUGGGUGUUGACCAGAUUUUUCUUUGACGACAGCGGUUGCUGGGAUGACACAGAAAAUGUUGCUAUUUGGUGGAUUAUUAAAGGGCCGAUAACAGCCUCUCUGCUGGUUAACAUCGUCAUCUUCAUCAAUGUGAUCCGGAUUCUGGUUCAAAAGCUCAAAUCUUCAGCCAUGGCGGGAAACAAUGACACCGGACAUUUCAUGAGGCUAGCUAAAUCCACCCUGUUCCUCAUCCCUCUGUUUGGGAUGCACUACACAGUGUUUGCCUUCUUGCCUGAGAACACUGGAGUGGCAGCGAGACUCUACAUCGAGCUGGGGCUGGGAUCCUUUCAGGGUUUUGUGGUGGCAUUGCUUUACUGCUUCAUGAAUGGAGAGGUCCAAACAGAGCUGCGCAGAUGGUUAUGGAAGUGUCGCAAUCAAAACCAUCUCACCCCUGCAAAGCAAAGUAUCACACAGAUCACGAUUCGAGCCCGUGGGGGUCUCAGGAGGCCUCCUUCUAGCGGCAACAUCUCUACAGUAUGAUUUUAGGAAAUUUUCAAUGACAGAAAGAUGUUGUGGAAAUGUCAGGCAAAACAUCAGAGGCAAAUGCUCAACUCACUGAUGGCAUUAAUUAUACAAAACCUCUGUGAGCAGACAAUAAUGAGCAGAGCACUGGUGAAUGAUUGCGGAAAUGUUGCAUCAGGAUGCAGUAUAUUAGCGUAUUAGUGAAUGGCUGCAUCACAGCAAACGCAAAAGGGUAAAGAAUGCCUGGUGCCAAAUUUGUACAGAUGUUGGGGUAACACUGGAAAGAUGACACCAAACUAAAGACAGAGCUGUCCCUGAGCUUGCAUGAGGAUGAUUUUAAAAGGUUGUGCUUACAGUUUGGACCACAAAAAUGAUCAAAUGUUUGGGACAUUGGGACAGCAGUGGAAACAGUGGACAUGUUUGCUUGGAUAAUUUAUGUAACUCUUAUCUAAAUGUUCUGUGCUGCACUGAACAGAAAGUCAUGUUUAAAAGUAUGUGCAGGACUGAUCUUGACUCAGUAUCCUAAAGGAUUAUUUUUUUUCAACGAUUAACUUGCUGCUACAGCCUUUUUAAACAUGAAGAUUCAGAUGGACCAGAGUGAAUGUAUUUAAUGUUGUGUGUGAUGUGUUUUGUCUUCUUUUUCCCCACCUAGUUUUUGUCUUUAUACUGUUGUUUGAUACAUAUUUCACACAGCAGGUUAUAAGAUAUAAAUAAUAAGAUGCCAGGAUUUCAUGGUAAACUGCCUUAAAUGGUACGGUAGAGCGAGACUAAGCAUUUCAAUUGUAACAGAAACAGUGUCUUAACAUUCAUGUGUUUGUCUGCAGUUUCUCUUAAGCUCAUAGCCCAUUUAUGAUUUGUCUAUUUCUUCAUGGCAGUGAUUUAGAGAAAGGCAGAGUUGUUCAUCCCUGUUCUAUUUAUAUGUAUCUCUGGUCUGUAUAGACCACAAAUAAUGCACUGUAAUGUAAAAUCAAGCACUUCAGCUGUCAAUGCCAGUACGCAUAAAGGUUUAACAUUGGAGGUUUUUUUUUAAUUGUAUAACUGUAUUUCCAUUGUAUCCUGGAUCUGGGGAGUUGGCUUGUGUAGAAAGAAAAACACAGUAAUAAAAGAUAUGAGGUUUGAUAAGAAACA